AUGUUAGGUGAUAUCCAGCAGCCAGUGUGCGUGGGAGGAUCCAGUAGGGCGACUCCACAGUUUAAAAAAGUUCUUGAAGUGGGUCCUUUCUUCUCUCCCUUCCGCUUCAACAAGUCCUGGCUCUCCGCCUCUGCGACGCACACCGAGUGGCGGCUCUUAGUGGAGGAAAGAAAGGAGGCCAUUCACGGUACCCCCACAGCGCUGAGGACGCUCAGGAACCCGGCGACCCCGGUGCCACGCACCACUAACAGCACGUAUCUGAAUGAGAAGUCAUUGCAACUGAGAGAGAAAUGCAAAAAUCUGCAAUAUGGCCUUGCUGCUUUAUCGAACAAAACCAAAGGGUAUUCAGAGAAGGACUACCUUCAGAUUAUCACAAAUAUACAGAGCUGUCCAUGGAAACGACAAGCAGAAGAAUAUGAGAAUUUUAGAGCAAAACUUGCUUCCUGUUGUGAUGCUGUUCAGAACUUCGUUGUUUCUCAAAAUAACACUCCAGUUGGGACUAACAUGAGUUACGAAGUGGAAAGUAAGAAAGAAAUCCCAAUUAGAGAGAACAUUUUUCAUAUGUUUCCAGUGUCCCAGCCCUUCAUGGAGUACCCUUAUAAUCAGUGUGCUGUGGUUGGAAAUGGGGGAAUUCUGAAUAAGUCUCUGUGUGGAGCUGAAAUAGAUAAAUCCGACUUCGUUUUUAGGUGUAACCUCCCCCCAACCACAGGAAAUGUCAGUAAAGAUGUUGGCAGUAAAACAAACCUUGUGACUGUAAAUCCCAGUAUCAUAACACUGAAAUAUGGAAAUUUAAAGGAAAAGAAGGCACUAUUUCUGGAAGACAUUGCAACCUAUGGAGACACAUUCCUUCUCCUGCCAGCGUUUUCCUUCAGGGCCAAUACGGGCACCUCUUUUAAAGUGUUCUACACACUAAAAGAGUCUAGAGCAAGACAAAAAGUUCUGUUUUUCCAUCCCAAGUACCUGAAACAUCUUGCCCUUUUCUGGAGAACUAAAGGUGUGACUGCAUACCGCUUGUCCACCGGCUUGAUGAUCACAAGUGUUGCAGUAGAACUGUGUGAAAAUGUGAAGCUGUAUGGAUUUUGGCCCUUCUCUAAAACUGUAGAAGACACACCUGUCAACCACCACUACUAUGACAACACAUUACCUAAGCGUGGUUUCCAUCAGAUGCCUAAAGAAUAUAUACAAAUCCUUCAACUUCAUGUCAAAGGAAUUCUGAAGCUACAAUUUAGCAAAUGUGAACUGGCCUAAACAAAGUGUGUGAAGAUGGGAGUAAUUUUAAUAUAAUGCUAUAGGUGACUAAUAGUGUUUCUAGACACUAAUGAAAGUGGUUACCAAGUAGAUAACAAGAGCCCCCAAACUUAAUUUGACCAAAGCUCCCUCACUAACUUUGCAACGUCAACAAGUCACCCAAUUAUUCUGAUCUUUAGUUUCCUUCUCUGUAAAAUAGGAGUCAUGGUAUCUGAUUCACACAAGGAAAUAUGUAAUUUAUGAAAACUCUUGGCAAAGCAUUUGGUGUGAGGUAGGGACUUAAUAAAUUUUUCCUUGUUAAUGUUUAUAAUAGCCAUCUCCAUACUGACCAUAGUGAAGAUAAAUAAAUAUGUUGUCUCCAAGACCCUUUCUAAAGAGAACAGUUAAAUUGCCAGUAUUCCUUGGGUUUCUUUCUCCGGCAGGCUUUUCUUUAUUAGUAAUAUCUUUCCCACUUUUCUUUCUGUCUUAAAGAAUGCAUACAAGAAAACUAUAUACUUAAACAAGAGGUCGUUGAUUCUUCAGGAAUGAAAUUAUUUUCGUAUAACAAUGUGCCUGUUUCCGAUUAAAUUCCCUUGUGAUAU
Molecule: messenger RNA, 1829 nt
Organism: Tupaia belangeri chinensis (Chinese tree shrew)
Lineage: Eukaryota; Metazoa; Chordata; Mammalia; Scandentia; Tupaiidae
Gene: ST8SIA6
Product: ST8 alpha-N-acetyl-neuraminide alpha-2,8-sialyltransferase 6
Exons: 9
Coding region: 1-1248 (415 amino acids)
Biological process (GO): oligosaccharide metabolic process; N-glycan processing
Molecular function (GO): alpha-N-acetylneuraminate alpha-2,8-sialyltransferase activity
Source: RefSeq, a predicted model, not a curated record